CAUCCCCUGCCUGCCAUGAGGGGACCAUGGGUACCUGAGCUUGUCACCAGCACCAGCUCUAUGCUGCCGUGGGUAACACUGUUGUGUCUAGCUCCAGCCAUUAGGAGUAAUGGUCCCCCAAGGGCAGUACUGACCCUGGAACCCCCAUGGUUCAAUGUGCUCCAUGGGGACAAUGUGACUUUGACUUGUGAAGGGUUCCAGACCCCUGGACAGGGUUCCAUUGAAUGGUUCCACAAUGGGUCAGCUAUCCCCAUCCACCAGGACUCCUACUUCAUCCCUGCUGUCAACGUGGAGAAUAGUGGGGAAUACCAGUGCCGGACACAACACGGUGAUCUCAGCAACUCUGUGAAACUACAGGUAUCUAGUGAUUCGCUAUUACUCCAAGCAGAGAGAUUAGAAUUCAUAGAAGGUGGCACUAUGAUCCUGAGGUGCCACAGUUGGAAGAGCAAACCACUGCACAAAGUCACAUACUACCACAAUGACAAAGCCUUAAAGUUUCACAAUCAGACUUUCAAUCAUAUUGUCCGUCAAGUGAACCAUACUCACAGUGGAUCCUACUACUGUCAAGCAAACAUAGGGAAUACUACCCAUACAUCCACAGCUGUGAUUAUCACUGUCCGGGGAGGGAAGCUGAGUCCUGCGAAAGUGUUUAUAAUAACAUUGUUCCAGGUGGUUUUGAUUGCUAUAAUGGCUGCUGUUGCCCUGUAUUACUAG
Molecule: messenger RNA, 714 nt
Organism: Trichosurus vulpecula (common brushtail)
Lineage: Eukaryota; Metazoa; Chordata; Mammalia; Diprotodontia; Phalangeridae
Product: low affinity immunoglobulin gamma Fc region receptor II-b-like
Exons: 5
Coding region: 16-714 (232 amino acids)
Biological process (GO): cell surface receptor signaling pathway
Molecular function (GO): transmembrane signaling receptor activity
Source: RefSeq, a predicted model, not a curated record